UACCUAAUGAAAGAAAGCACAGAAAACUUUUACCACUGUAUACAAGAAUUACAUCUUUUAUAAAUAUAGUCAAAGAAGACAAAUUUUUUAAACUAAUACUCCAACUUUUUAGAAUUUUUUUCUCCAAAUAUGGAAUAUUUUAAUACUAAUAAAUUCUUUAUGACAGCUCUAGGACAUUGGCCUUAUCGUAGCCAAAUUUUAAAUCGACUACUACGUAUUUUAUUUUUCAUUCUUUUUCUAUCAAUAGAUUUACCAAUAAUGUCAUCAUUAUAUGUAGCAAAAGACAAUUUUCAUAAAUUUAUUAUAUGCAUUCCAAUGUGUAUAUCGUGCGUUGAUGUUUUAGUGGCAUAUAUAUUUUUCAUUGUCAAAACGCCAGAUAUACUAUUUUUAUUAGACAAAAUUUCUGAACACUUUAAAGAAAUUGAGCCAAUUAAAAAAGAAUUUUUUAUUCUUAAAAAAACAACGGAAGAGGGAAACGUUAUAAAUCUAAUUUAUAUGAUUUAUAUGUCAGCGUCAAUAGUUCUUUUUUUUACAGUAACAUUAACGCCACAAAUUCUUGACUAUUUCUUGCCACUCAAUGAAACAAGGCAAAAAAUUUAUGCUGUUGAAAUGGAAUAUAUUUUUUUUGACAGAGAUGAUUAUUAUUGGUUUGCUUAUGUACAAACUUUAAUUUGCGGUGGUUUUUCCAUUUUUACCCUCACUAUUUUUGAUAUUAUGCUAUAUUCUUUUAUACAACAUGCUUGUGGAAUGUAUCGUGUUUUAUGGUUUCGCUUGGAGAACAGUAUAAAUAUAAAAGAAACAACUGAUGAGAAGAUGAUACAAAAAAAUGUUGUUGAUUGCAUUUUAUUACAUAAUAAAAUACUUGAGUAUGUCGAAAAACUCGAUUUAUGUUUCACAGAAUGUUUGUUUAUCACUUACGGAUGUAUUGUACUACUAAUGACAUUUUUAGGAGCAAUGAUUGUAUUAAAUAAAAGUGAAAUGGAUAUUGUAACAAAAUAUAUUGCUUUUGCUGUUGGUCAUAUAAUUCGUCUUCUAUAUCAAUGUGUUCCUGCACAAAGACUGAAGGAUCAUAGUUUAAUUAUUAACGUUAAUCGAUAUGCAUCUGAUUGGUACAAAAUGCCUGUGAAAGUUAGAAAAUUAUUAUUACUAAUAAUGAUGAGAACUUACAAAGAAUCUAAAUUGUCGUGUGGCAAAUUUUUUACAUUGUCUAUGGAAACUUUUAGCACGAUAUUAAAAACAAUUUUCUCAUAUUUAAGUGUUUUACUUUCUAUGACCAGUUAAGCUGAACAAGUGACUUCAAUAAGAGAAAUUUAGUGGAGGGGUUGAGGAGACAAUUACCAAUCUGAACUCCAAUUGUUAAUAUUAUGUUUAUACUUUGAUUUUUUUUAGAUAAAUAGUAUAAAUAAAGAGAUAAAUGUAUGUUUUUAAAUGUAUGUUUAAUACAUAUUAAAUGUAUGGGAAUUUAAAAUUAAAAGUACUAAAUAAUUUAAACCAAUAACUACACAAUUUCAGGGAAUUGUUUCUUUCAGUUGCUGAUAACAAUUUUCUCUUAUUUAAGGGUCAUUCUCACAAAAAGGAGAAAUGACACGUUUAUGACAUUAUUUUUAAUAAAUAAUUAUAAUAAUUGAAAAUGUUGCCGGCCUAACUAUAGAAGUCAACAGGAUUUAAUUUGAUUUCAUAAAAAGAAAUUUCAAAUAAUUGAAUAUAAUCAUGUUUAUAAAGUGUAAAAACUCCCCUUCGUUACC
Messenger RNA from Leptopilina boulardi, 1745 nucleotides. RefSeq names its product odorant receptor 22b-like. Gene Ontology annotation, molecular function: olfactory receptor activity; odorant binding. The coding region runs from base 130 to 1281 and encodes 383 amino acids. The transcript is spliced from 11 exons. Lineage: Eukaryota; Metazoa; Arthropoda; Insecta; Hymenoptera; Figitidae. Gene Ontology annotation, cellular component: plasma membrane. Gene Ontology annotation, biological process: detection of chemical stimulus involved in sensory perception of smell; sensory perception of smell. The record is from RefSeq and is a predicted model, not a curated record.